This is a messenger RNA of Panicum hallii, 763 nucleotides long. Its product is annotated as HMG1/2-like protein. NCBI's taxonomy places the organism in Eukaryota, Viridiplantae, Streptophyta, Magnoliopsida, Poales, Poaceae. The transcript is spliced from 8 exons. Bases 75 to 455 code for a protein of 126 amino acids. The record is from RefSeq and is a predicted model, not a curated record.
CCCACAGGCACUCGUCACGCGGCGCACGAGCAAACACGCAAACCCACGUCCCGAACCGCCCGGAAGGUUCGGAGAUGAAGUCGAGGGCGAGGUCCAGCGGCGCCGACUCCAGGCUCUCCGUGAGGAAGUCCAAGGCCGACAAGGACCCGAACAAGCCCAAAAGGCCUCCGAGUGCCUUCUUCGUCUUCAUGGAGGAUUUCAGGAAGGACUACAAGGAGAAGCACCCCAAUGUCAAGCAAGUCUCCGUGAUUGGCAAGGCUGGUGGUGACAAGUGGAAGUCCCUGUCCGAAGCUGAGAAAGCUCCCUUCGUGUCCAAGGCCGAGAAGCUCAAAGCUGAGUACAACAAGAAGAUGGACGCCUACAAUAACAAGCCGACUGGAGGCCCUACAGCUUCCGGUGACUCUGACAAAUCCAAGUCCGAGGUGAACGACGAGGAUGAGGAGGGUGACGAGUGAUGCGUCCAGCUCUCACCCGCCAAGUCGUCGCAGUCAGUAGUAGGGAAGUCUUCGUCGUCUUCCUAACUGGGCAUUGCUGCUCCUUAGCCUCUGGGUGCUGUCUCUCUAGAUGUAGCAGUAGUAGCUGUCCACUCUCGAGUUGGUAGUUGCAAGUGUUGUCCCUGAAGUGAAGCAGUUUAGUGGUAGUGUGUUCGCUUCUUCGGCACUUGACCGUUGUUGGAUUCAGCCUGCAGUCUGUACUUACCCCAAGCAUCUGUUCCUGUUUUACAUCCCAGAUCUCAAUAGAUGAGUUAAUUUGCUGAACUGAA